This is a messenger RNA of Cucurbita pepo subsp. pepo (vegetable marrow), 2266 nucleotides long. RefSeq names its product calcium-dependent protein kinase 2. Gene Ontology annotation, biological process: protein phosphorylation. Gene Ontology annotation, molecular function: ATP binding; protein kinase activity; calcium ion binding. The record is from RefSeq and is a predicted model, not a curated record. Lineage: Eukaryota; Viridiplantae; Streptophyta; Magnoliopsida; Cucurbitales; Cucurbitaceae.
GACAAACAUGGAGACGAAUGGUUGGCGUUAUUACCGAACAUUUUCUUGCCCAAUCUGUGGGUUUCCUUUGCAAAGACUUGAAUUUCAUCCUUCAUUUGCCUCACAAAAACCCAAUUUCUAGGUUACUUUUUGGGUGUCAUCUUCUCUCCAAACCUCUGAAUUCCAUUAUUCUCUUUCAUCUCCAUUUUCCGGAUACAGGCUGGGCCGUCAGAUUUGUUCUUCAACAUUCCCAGAAAUUCAAUUCUUAAGUGGGGCUUCCAUUUUUUUACUAUACACAUCCCUCUCCACGUUGACACUCUACGAUUACAUAAUGGGUUGCUGUGGCAGCACGCAAAAGCCUCUAACAUCUGGAGUUAAUGCCUCUGAUUCCGCUACUGGGAUUGCAACCAGAGGUCCUUAUCAAUCUUACCAACCUCACUUCACUGUCCCGACUGAGAAGGUAUCAGCCCCUCAAACCCAAAUCCCAGCUAACCGAAAUCAGCCUCAACCACCACCACCACCACCACCAACGGCGGCGCAUCCGCCGUCAGCUUCAGCUUUCCCCAAACCCAGGACCGUGCAAAAUCACCCAGAAACAAUUCUGGGUAGACCCUAUGAUGAUAUUAGAAAACACUAUACUCUUGGGAAAGAAUUGGGUAGAGGGCAGUUUGGUAUUACCUAUUUAUGUACUGAGAUUUCCACUGGCCAAACAUACGCCUGCAAAUCUAUCCUUAAACGGAAACUUAUUAGUAAGAAUGACAAGGAGGAUAUGAAGAGGGAGAUUCUGAUUCUGCAGCAUCUUUCUGGGCAGCCAAACAUCGUUGAGUUCAAAGGGGCUUAUGAGGAUGGAUAUUCUGUUCAUCUGGUGAUGGAACUUUGUGCUGGUGGGGAGCUUUUUGAUAGGAUUAUUGCGCAGGGUCAGUACUCUGAAAAAGCUGCUGCUGAGAUUUGUCGUGCCAUUGUAAAUGUUGUUCAAAUAUGCCAUUUUAUGGGGGUUAUGCACCGUGAUCUGAAGCCUGAGAAUUUCCUGUUGUCUAGCAAGAAAGAGGGAGCAAUGUUGAAGGCCACUGAUUUUGGACUCUCUGUUUUCAUUGAACAAGGUAAAGUGUACCGUGACAUAGUUGGCAGUGCUUACUAUGUUGCUCCUGAAGUGUUGAGGCGAAAUUAUGGGAAGGAAACUGAUGUUUGGAGUGCCGGAGUUAUUUUGUACAUCCUUCUCAGUGGUGUACCUCCAUUUUGGGCAGAAAAUGAGAAGGGAAUAUUUGAUACCAUACUGCAAGGAGAUAUUGAUUUUGGUAGUGCACCUUGGCCAACAAUAUCCGAAAGUGCUAAAGAUCUUGUGAGAAAAAUGCUCACACAGGAUCCGAGGAAGAGAAUAACUCCUGCACAGGUUCUAGAACAUCCAUGGAUUAGAGAAGGGGGAGACGCUUCAGACAAGCCAAUCGACAGCGCCGUUCUGUCUAGAAUGAAGCAAUUCAGGGCAAUGAAUAAGCUUAAGAAGCUUGCUUUGAAGGUCAUUGCGGAGAACUUAUCUGAAGAAGAAAUUAAAGGCCUUAAAGCUAUGUUUGCAAACAUAGAUACUGACAAUAGUGGCAAUAUCACCUAUGAUGAGUUGAAGACAGGUUUAGCUCGACUUGGUUCACGGCUUUCAGAGGCUGAAGUGAAGCAACUGAUGGAAGCUGCUGAUGUUGAUGGAAAUGGAUCGAUUGACUAUAUUGAGUUCAUCUCUGCAACCAUGCAUAGGCACAGACUGGAAAGAGAUGAACACUUAUACAAAGCAUUUCAGUUUUUUGACAUGGAUAGUAGUGGAUACAUAACAAAAGAUGAACUGGAGAAUGCUAUGAAGGAUUAUGGCAUGGGUGAUGAAGCCAGCAUCAAGGAAAUUAUCUCUGAGGUGGACACAGAUAAUGAUGGUAGAAUCAAUUACCAGGAAUUCUGCGCAAUGAUGAGAAGUGGAACAACACAACCAGGAAAACUCUUUUAACUUCAUAGAAGCCAAUUCAGACUUCAAAGCAGUGGGUAUUAUAAUGCGAACGAGUCGCUCGACAGCUCGUGUCCUGCCCCGGUGGAUCGGACUGAUUGGCAAGGACUUCUUAAAUUCGGAUGUUGUCAAAAACUCGUCAUUCUUUCCUUUUCUAUUUGCUGCCUUAUCUUGAGUGUAGUACUUCAAUGAGAAGUAGAGGUAAUUUUUGUGUAUAUGUAGCCUGUUCUCUUUUUAUCUUUCAGCUGUUACCUAAUAAGGAUCUUUCAAGAGCAAGCUAAUGAUUUUUGUUCUUGAUGUUUUCCA